Helianthus annuus (common sunflower) is the source of this 363-nucleotide messenger RNA. RefSeq names its product zinc finger protein ZIC 2-like. The coding region runs from base 1 to 363 and encodes 120 amino acids. Lineage: Eukaryota; Viridiplantae; Streptophyta; Magnoliopsida; Asterales; Asteraceae. The record is from RefSeq and is a predicted model, not a curated record. The transcript has a single exon.
AUGAAACCGCUUGCUAACGUUCUCAUAGUCUGCGGUUCUAUUGCCGCAACAGUGUUUGUUGUGUGCUGUAUCUUUCAUAAUGGCAGGAAAAACAAAACCAAAGUUCCACCACUCCGAACCAAUCCGGACCUUGAACUAGGUAAAAGCACCAUAACCACAAGAAAAGAUGGAGGAAUGGUUAUCCUAACAGGAGCUGCAGCGUCUGCAGCUACAGCGGCUGUGAUCAUUAGUGGCAGUGGUGGAUGUGGAGGUGGUGGUGGUGGAUGUGGAGGUGGUGUUGAUAGUGGAGGUGAUGGUGGCGGAUGCGGUGGUGAUGGUGGGGGGUGUGGCGGCGGGGGCUGUGGUGGUGGCUGUGGAGAUUGA